This is a messenger RNA of Pristis pectinata (smalltooth sawfish), 3549 nucleotides long. RefSeq lists its product as uncharacterized. Gene Ontology annotation, biological process: animal organ morphogenesis. Gene Ontology annotation, molecular function: receptor ligand activity; BMP binding. Lineage: Eukaryota; Metazoa; Chordata; Chondrichthyes; Rhinopristiformes; Pristidae. The record is from RefSeq and is a predicted model, not a curated record.
AUGGAGGGCAGGCGAUGGACCAUGCGUUUGCACAAAACCUUCCCUUCACAUAUGGUACACCGGCUGAAAGCGCGAGUGAAACGUGAAUGGAAGUUUACAGUGAGCGUCUUCCAAUGUUUUGCAUUAACAGAUAAUUUCUGGUUAGCAUAUGAAGCUUGCGCCCAAAAGAGUUAUCUUAACAAACCCCAAUAUAAGCAUGUGAUUGACAACGAAGAGCAGUUCAUUGCACGCAAGCGCUAUGUGGACCCAGCGAGCUUCACCGAAUUUGCCAAAGCUUUGAGGAAUUCGCAGUCUGAAGCUCUCUUCACCUCUACUUGUGUAUGUGGGAUUCAGUCUUCCAGGCAACAGGGCUGCUCACUGUUGACAACCUCGCUGCAGAUCAACAUCCCCGGUUUUAGAUACCAAAGCUGCGGCCGGCCAACAUCUCUUCUUCAGGAUGUGUCAGAAGUUUGUCAUCCUCCUUUUCCUGGUUGGGACAUUAAUGGUGGCAGUGGAAUUGAAAAAAAACCGGCCUCCUGGAGCCAUUCCACCUCUUUACAAGGGAACACCAACAGCUCGGAGAAGCGCCAGCACCGGAGGCCCGAUGUCCUAGCGUCCAGUCAAGAGGCACUGGUGGUGACAGAGCGCAAGUACCUGAAGAGCGACUGGUGUAAAACCCAGCCCCUCAGGCAAACCAUUAAUGAGGAUGGUUGUGUGAGCCAAACUGUCAUCAACAGAUUCUGCUAUGGACAAUGCAACUCCUUCUAUAUCCCCAGGCAUGUUAAAAGGGAUCAAGAAUCUUUCCAGUCCUGCGCCUUCUGUAAACCAGAAUUUACUACCCUGACUGUCAAGCUGAACUGCCCUGACCUGCAGCCUCCCUUUAGACACAAGAAAAUCCAACGAGUCAAGCAGUGCAAAUGUAUGUCAGUAAUGUGAAUGACUGGAGCAAACAGUGAGAUAAGAUAAACAAUCACAGCCUCCCUAGUUAGUAGGAAAUACACCCGACUUUCAACACAGCCAUCAGAUAAAUACCUGUAGAAAGCAAACACUGUACAAAACUUGCCCUAAUGUGUGAGCAACAUUUUAGUUUGAGCAUGGCCAGCAGUACUUCGUUGGGAGCAUUGAGCUGGAUACCCUAGUCAUCCAAACAUGAAUGACUAUAAAAAUUCUUGUUUGUUACAAAAAGGAGAGCAAAAUCCUCCUGACAAAAUUUUGUUUAAAAAUAAAUUCCAUUCUAAUAUUACAAGCUGCCCUAAACCCAAGUUGCAGACUCCAAAUUGUUGAAAUACAGCCAUCCCUAUUCUGACUAUCUUUAAAGAUUUUUUCUUACAGUCUGGACAUUUUCACUUUCAUUUUGCUCACUGCUGUUGCCCAUGAUUUGAUACGGAUGUGGUGCCAAAACAGAUAGGAGACUUUUUGAUGGUUAAAUGCAGAUAAGAGAAUUUGAACUGCUUAGACUGUGGACAGACAUGAACUGUGCUCCUGGAGCACAGAGAUAGAGCCUGGGACUGAGCCAGUACUCUGCACCUCUGGACUGCCAGAAAUCCAAAUUCUCAACAAUGUUUUACAUGGGAUUAUUCUGAUCAAACUGCAUUGAAGAUAAUAGUAUAUAUUUAACUAUUCAAAACAUUGUUUAAUUAUUAUUUUCCUCCUUUUGCCUUUUAUAUUUCAGUAUUCAUGACCAUAAUUUUGUACAUGCAAGUAUGAAUUAAUGGCACUUUUCAAACAUUAUCUCAAUGAGCUGAAUAUAGAAAAGGCACUAAAUUGACAAUGGAUUAUAUUUCCUUUCUUCUUUUAUAAACGAUUAUUGUUAAUAUAUGAUGAAAGUGUAAAUUAGUACAGUUAUUGAUGUAUAUUCUUUAUUCUAUCUUUUUUAACUGCAUGUGGACAGUAUUUUGUUCUGGUGUUUCAGAAGUGACAGUGACCCAUGUUAUGGCGGUCUCAAUAAUACUUCAUUGUAAUAGAAGGUAGUUAUUCCACUAUAUACUUUUGUUGCAUUUAAUAUCACAUAGAAAUGCAAGUUGAAACUUAAGUCAGAAAGGACAUGGUAUUAAUUAAGAGAAAAGUUUGUGCCACAAAUAUUUUUGCUCAAUUAAAGCCCUCUCACUACAAUGUAGAUACACCAAGUAUUGCUGCAGAUUAUGUAGAACAAAGGGGAAAACCAUUUAUUGCAUUGCUAUUUUACACAUGAAAGGAUUUUAAGCACUUAGGAUCCAAAAGACAUAAUGAGCAAAAUGUGUUGUAACAGUAAAAGCUUUUUAAUUGAAGCAGUUCAGUUCAUUUACAGGCAAGUACAUUUUUGUUUUGCAGAUUUCAUCAAACAUUGUUCAGAGGCGGUUGUAGUGUGAUUGUAACUCUUGGUGCAAUGGUUCAAUUCUAUUUAAUAAUUGAAUGCCAAAACAAUGAGCUAAGUGCUGGGCCUGAGCUGACCAUUGUCUGCGGUUAUGGUUUGGUACUGAUGAUCCCACUCUGUUGACUGGGACGCUGAGUAACAGCCUUGGGUCUUCAACAGUGGUGGCUGGUACCUGCAUGUUCUCCAUCACAACUUCUCAAUGCUUCGACUGUUGUCUGUCUUUCUGGACCACUUGCCAGGUUUCUCCAAUUCUGGCUUCCUUCAUUCGAACUGCAGCAUGGACAAUAGUUCUUCAUCCACUCGUAGAGUUAGUUAUGACUUCCCAGGAGUUAAUUUGAUCUUGGCAGAUCCUCACAUUCUGAUUUAUGAUGUUUUUAAAACACUUCUCUUCUUGUCCAACAGCAGUUAAUUUUCCUUAGUCCUUGGAUUUUGACAUUCUCACCAUCUGCUAACUUUAUUCAUGCUUUCGUCAGCACAGAUUCAUUCCUGGAUUGUUCCACAAUGAGAUAUCAGUGUUGGAGUCUUGAACUGUCAUUUGAUGUUAAAACCAACAUAGAGGCAUUUAUGAGAAAAUUCCUUUAGUUCCCUGAUGUGCUUUGGAUAACAAUCCUGAUAUAGCUAUUGUGUAAAGACCUGAACCUUUCGUUUGCAAGUUUUUGAUACAAUAUCGAACUUGGCAUGCCAAAAUGGCAUCAUUGAAUAAGCUGUUAGCCAGACAGAUUACAGGAUACAUCAUAGUACUCACAAUGUUAAUGGAGGUUGGAUUCUGAACAUUCUGUGUCUCAGAUUCAAAGUCUUCAAUUGAGUAGCAUUCCAGUCAUCUAUAGAUAGAAAGGAUCUACUUCUAUCACUCCCACAGUCUUGAGUUGUUUCCUUUCUGUUUGCUCAGUGAUAAUACGUGCAUCUUUCAAAUCCCACAGACAACCUAGUCAUCAAAGUGUAAGAAGUCUGCCAAUGCCUAUCAUUACAUUUGAAAGUACAUUGUCUACUUAUAAUAAUCAUACCCAAGGAAUAACAGGCAUCUGCUUGAAUUUGAUUUGUUCCAAGAGUUAAGUUUCUUAGUUUUUUAUUAAUCUGAACAAUGUAACUUCCUGUUGGGAUUCAUGAUGUACAAAGAAGGUUGCCUUGUACUGGUUUGAAGAACUUACAAAGUUUUAUGGAUACUAUUAAAAUGAAGAAGUGCUAUCACACUGAGAAAUAUGAUUAUUUUAUAGGUA